Molecule: messenger RNA, 771 nt
Organism: Guillardia theta CCMP2712
Lineage: Eukaryota; Cryptophyceae; Pyrenomonadales; Geminigeraceae
Exons: 7
Coding region: 1-771 (256 amino acids)
Biological process (GO): protein O-linked glycosylation
Molecular function (GO): glycosyltransferase activity
Source: RefSeq, a predicted model, not a curated record
AUGCAGAUUCACAUCCUUGUAGACCUCUCGGGGCACACAGGAGGGACGCGAUUGAGCGCCCUGAGCCUCAGGCCCACCCCCGUCAUCAUCUCCUUCUUAGGCUACGGGAGCACGACAGGGGCGUCGUUUGUCGACUACUUCCUGUCAGACCACAAGGCCUCCCCCCCCGAGAUGAGCUACGCGCACUCGGAGACUUUUGCGUACCUGCCCGUGACUUACUAUCCCUUCAACACGCGGCAGGCGAUCGACUCCACGCCCUCGUACGAGGACGUGGGAAUCGCAAGAGGCCAGACGUCCUUCAUCUUUGCGUGCUUUAACAGGAACCUCAAGAUCAAGCCGGAUGUUUUCGAGGUCUGGAUGAAGGUGCUCAAGGCUGUUCCUCGGAGUGUUUUAUGGCUCCGACGCUUUCACAUUCGGGUGCAAGAGAAUCUCCUAAGGCAUGCCGAAAGGCUGGGGGUGUCUAAUGCGUCGAUCAUCUUCGCUGGACGGAUUCCCGAUCGCUCGAAGCAUCUUGCAAGGCACAGGCUAGCGGACUUGUUCCUUGACACCCCAAGGUUCGGUGGGCACUCGACCCUAGCAGAUGUCUUCUGGGCCGGGGUUCCAUCGCUGGUCAUCCCAGGGGAGGGAGCGAGUUCGAGGAUCGGCGCUUCCAUGGCGUCCGCUCUCAAUGGCUCCGUCUUUAUCGCUAGGGAUCUCCACGACUAUCAACAGCUGGCCAUUCAGCUGGCCAGUCAGGUGGAGUCUGUGCUCGAGGAGGGUGCCGAGCGCUGA